GGCGGCCGGGAAAGGAGAAGAGGAAGCAGGGAAGGCGGCGGUAGCUGCCGAGGCUCCAGCGGUAUGGAGAUCCCCGCCGUUAACCUGAAGGCAAUUGUCCUGCUUCAUUGGCUGCUGACCAUAUGGGGCUGCAUGGGGCCCUGGUUACCAAACACGUACAGCUGGAGUAACUUCACGGUACUGGCCCUCGGCGUCUGGGCCAUUGCGCAGCGAGAUUCAGUGGAUGCCAUCUUCAUGUUCUUGACCGGCUUGCUGUUGACCAUCCUGACCGACAUCAUCCACUUCAGCCUCUGCUACCACCUGGUGGUGCUGACCGAUACCAUGCGCUUCUGUACCGGCAUGGCUAUUUUUAGCCUCCUCCUCAAGCCCCUGUCCUGCUUCUUUGCCUACCAGAUGUACAGAGAACGGGGCGGGGAGUAUGCCCUGAACCUCGGUGUGUUUGGCGUCAGCCAGGAUGUCAGUUCCUACCAGUCUAUUGAUACACCAGAUCCGCCUCGCCCGUACCCCGAUGUGGCGAGCAAGGGACCUCCGCCAUCCUCUUACUGACAGCCUUUUGGGGAGCUGAAGCAACUGGUCCCUCUUUGUUGUCUUCUUUGGAAAGGAAACGUCUUCUGUUUUCUCCCGGUGUGCCAUUCUCCAAAUGGAGGUGUGAUGCCCUGGGGUGUGGCACAAAGGCAACCCAGUCAGAUAAUCAGUAAGAGUCCCUUUAUUAGCUCCAACUUUGCCCGCAAUGUCCUGGUUACCUUUUGGCUGGAGAAAAACUCUUCCAGGAACAGC
Messenger RNA from Pseudonaja textilis, 777 nucleotides. RefSeq names its product angiotensin II receptor associated protein (gene AGTRAP). NCBI's taxonomy places the organism in Eukaryota, Metazoa, Chordata, Lepidosauria, Squamata, Elapidae. The record is from RefSeq and is a predicted model, not a curated record. Gene Ontology annotation, cellular component: plasma membrane. Gene Ontology annotation, biological process: angiotensin-activated signaling pathway; regulation of blood pressure.